CACUACACGUACAGUGAUUGGCGUAGAGAGAGGUUGUGCUGCUACAACCUUCCUGUUUAAUGUGAGCCAUCACUGUAUUUACUGUAACAGAGAGCUGUUCACUCUCGUGCGAUCUCAGGGACCCGGGAUAUCACCCUUCACCGUCAGCCAUAUCAGGAGCAGGCAUGUCUUCAGAGAUGCAGAAGGACAGCUUAGCCGGCUUCCAGCCGCUCUUCAAGUCAUUCGCCACAGAUGCGAUCCACGUUGGUUCAGAGCCCGAGCAGUGGAGCUCUAUGGCCGUAGUGCCUCCUAUUUCACUGUCCACCACCUUUAAACAGCACGGCCCCGGAAAACAUACGGGUUUCGAGUACAGCAGGAGUGGAAAUCCUACAAGAAACUGUCUCGAAAAAGCAGUCGCUGCUUUGGAUGGUGCAAAAUACUGUCUGGCUGUUGCCUCUGGAUUGGCUGCAACUUUGACCAUCACACAUCUUUUCAAAAGUGGAGAUGGAAUUUUGUGCAUGAAUGAUGUAUAUGGAGGAACCAACCGAUAUUUCAGAAAAGUAGCUUCAGAAGCUGGGCUUGAUAUCUCUUUUGCAGACCUCACAAAGCUGGAGGAGUUAAAAACAGGUCUAAAACCAAAUACAAAGAUGGUUUGGAUUGAAACACCCACAAACCCUACAAUGAAGGUUGUGGACAUCCAGGCCUGUGCAGAUAUUGUCCAUAAGCACAACAAGGACACAAUUGUUGUUGUGGACAACACUUUCAUGUCAGCCUACUUCCAGCGCCCCCUUGCACUUGGAGCAGACAUCUGCAUGUACUCCGCAACAAAAUACAUGAAUGGACACAGCGAUGUCGUCAUGGGCCUGAUUUCUCUCAGCCGCGAUGACCUCUAUGAGCGACUGAAAUUUUUACAGAACUCUCUCGGUGCUGUGCCGUCUCCAUUUGACUGUUACAUGUGCAAUCGUGGUCUGAAAACGCUGCACCUGAGGAUGAAGCAGCACUUUAAGAACGCACUGGCUGUGGCACAGUUUCUAGAGGCCGACCCGAGGGUGGACAGAGUCAUCUUCCCAGGUCUUCCAUCUCAUCCUCAACAUGAGCUGACAAAGAGACAGUGCACAGGCUGUCCUGGGAUGAUCACAUUUUACAUCAAAGGGAAACUGGAGGAUGCUUCAUCCUUCCUCAGCAAUCUCAAGUUGUUUGCACUUGCUGAAAGUCUUGGUGGUUAUGAGAGUCUAGCAGAACACCCAGCGAUUAUGACUCAUGCUUCGGUGUGUGAGGAAGAGAGGAAGAAGCUGGGCAUCAGUGAUACACUCAUUCGUCUUUCAGUGGGUCUAGAGGACGAGGAAGAUAUUAUUGCAGAUCUGGACCAAGCUCUCAGUGCUGCACUUCCAAAGAAGUAGGAGGCCAAUCAAGAUGAGGAACAGGAGUGAUGCCACACGUGGAUGAGAUGAAGACACUUUUAUGUGGCUCAUUAGUGAUUUACUUUGUAUAUUACGGUUACUUGAAUAACAUCAAUUGCAUUUGUCAGGGAACAGAUAUUCUCAUGAAUAUUCUUUGCCAUGUUUUAAUUCAAAGGAGAUUUGGGGCUUUUGUGUUUCUACUUUUUGUAAUUGAAGUUUGAUGAGGUAGUGGGCAGCCAAACAAAACCGCACUUAAAAGUUUUGAUAGAGAAAAGUGGCAGGACAUCUAAAAAAAUCAAUGAAUAGACUGUACAAGUUUGUUAUUCAAAAACUGUAACAUGCACAAAAGACACCAUCAGUGUUUUCAGGUAAUGAGCAGUUUUUAUUUUCUGCAUUAAAAAAAAAACCUCAUCAUGUUCCAGAUCACCCUUCACUGAAGAGCUGUAUUUUAAAUACUUGAUAAUAAUGAGAUGCUUGAGCGUUUUCAAUUCUAAAGGGAUCACUUCAGAUCUUUGUCUGUAUCACCAGACCCAUUAAAAGCCAU
Messenger RNA from Danio aesculapii, 1923 nucleotides. It is a transcript of the gene cth, whose product is annotated as cystathionase (cystathionine gamma-lyase). Gene Ontology annotation, cellular component: cytoplasm. The record is from RefSeq and is a predicted model, not a curated record. Gene Ontology annotation, biological process: transsulfuration. The transcript has 12 exons. Gene Ontology annotation, molecular function: pyridoxal phosphate binding; cystathionine gamma-lyase activity. The coding region runs from base 165 to 1379 and encodes 404 amino acids. Lineage: Eukaryota; Metazoa; Chordata; Actinopteri; Cypriniformes; Danionidae.